UCAAACCAUGGAAUCGGAACUCCAACCUUCGGCACCGGCCCGCACCUGGACCAGCCAUCCCCGUCCCACUAUGUACUCCGGCAGAGUCGGAGAUCUCCGUUCGGUGGACGAAAUUGCUCCCGCGUUCCGCCACAUUUUCUCGGAAUUCACCCAGUUCAACGAGAUCCAAUCGCUCGUCAUGGACGACCUACUGUACGCGGACAAAUCGCUGGUGGUGAGCGCUCCGACCGGGUCGGGCAAGACGGUCAUUUUCGAGCUGGCCAUGGUUCGGCUGUUGAUGAACCUGGAGGACGCGAGCUACGGCGGGGACUUUAAAAUGAUUUACAUCGCUCCGAUUAAGGCACUUUGCGCGGAAAAGUUCAACGGUUGGAGGGAGAAGUUUGAGCGGAUCGGGGUGAAGAGUGCCGAGGUAACGGGGGAUACUGACUUGCGGGACUUUUGGGAUCUGCCGGACUGUAAUUUGAUACUGACCACGCCGGAAAAGUGGAACUCGGUGACGCGGCGGUGGAGGCAGAAUGUGCAGUUUAUGAGGCUUAUUAAGCUGGUCAUGAUCGACGAGGUGCACAUCUUGAACGAUCCGAACCGGGGGCCGGUGCUGGAGGCGGUCGUGUCACGGAUGAGGAAUAUUCACCGGUUUAUUGGGGGCGAGAGCGAGGGGGGGAUGGAACCGAUGCGGAUUAUUGCGUUGUCGGCGACGGCGCCGAACGUGGCGGACUUGGCGGCGUGGGUUGGGCAUGGGAAUACGACGUGUUUCUACAACAUCGCCGAGUCCCGCCGCCCGAUCAAGAUCGACAAAUACGUGCAGGGAUAUUACUGCGACACGAACACCUCCUCGUACCGUUUCGACCUCAACCUCAACUACAAGCUGUUCGACAUCAUCGUCAAGUAUUCCGGAAACCGCCCCACGCUCGUUUUCUGCAGCACCCGGAAGGCCACGGAAACCGCCAUCAAUCACCUGGUGAACAACCACCCCCUUAGGCUCACUCCAGACCGGAACAAUGCGUUGAUGGAAAUCGCCGAAAAGGUUCAAAACGUUGAGCUGAAGCGAUGCCUUCCCACGGGAUACGUGUUCUACCACGCGGGGAUGAGCUUCGCCGAUCGGAGCCUGGUGGAGGAAUCGUUCCGAGCCGGCAACAUUCCGGUCAUGUGCUGCACGAGCGCACUGGCCAUGGGUGUCAACCUACCCGCACAUUUGGUCAUCAUUAAAUCUACGCAGAUGUACACCGACUACGGCAUGGAAGAAUAUCCAGAGAGUAGCAUCUUCCAGAUGAUCGGACGGGCAGGCCGCCCCCAGUUCGACACGUUCGGAGUGGCCGUCAUCAUGACCCAGCGGGAAAAUGUGCAAAAGUACGAACGCCUCGCGACCGGAUCGAUCCCGAUCGAGUCGUACCUGCACGAGCACCUGGCCGAACACCUCAACUCGGAAAUCGUCCUGCAAACCAUCACCGAUCUGGCCAGCGCCAUGGUCUGGCUGCGGUCAACGUUUCUGUACGUGCGAGCCCUCGGCGCCCCCGUCCGGUAUGGGUUGCCCGCGGCCAAGGACAAGGCCCAGAUCGAGCGGAACCUGGAAGAACUUUGCCGCACCGUGCUGAAUGCCCUGGAGAAAUACUCUGCAAUUGCGAUCGUCGCGAAAGAUCAAGGAGGCGGAUCCGACGGAGGUGAUGACGGACUGCGGCUGAGUUCCACCCUGUACGGACGGCUGAUGGCGCACUAUUGUAUCAGCUUCCAGACGGUGAAGCUGCUGAGGAAGAUCAAGGGCACCGAACCGCUGCUGGAGAUGUUCACGCUGCUCACGUACUGCCAGGAGUUCGCCGUCUUCAAGUGCCGCAACAGCGACAAACGCGUCCUCAACGAGCUGAACCGAUCCACGACGGCAAGUUCCACGAUCCGUUUCCCGUUGCGAGGCCGCAUCCAAAACACCACCGCCAUGGUGUCCUGCCUGAUGCAGGCCGUGUUCGGGAACCUGCCCAUCGAGCUUCCCUCGCUCCAGCAGGAAGCCACCCGAAUGAUUGCGAUUGGACGACGACUGGUCAAGUGUAUGGUGGAGUUCAUUUCGCUUGGACCACGGGGAUCCGGCGAGGACGGUGGCGUUUUUAAUGCGCUUUUGAGUACGUUGGUGUUGAGGCAGUGUCUGGAGACGAAACUGUGGGAGAACAGUCCGUUUCUUUCGAAGCAGUUGCGCGGGAUCGGGGUGGUGUACGCCGGGCAGUUGGCAGCGAGGGGGAAAAUCUCCUUCCAGGAGCUGGCUGAGACAGACCCGCGGGAGUUGGAGGUGAUUCUGAAGAAGGCACCGCCGUUUGGUAACAAUCUGGUUGAAACGGUUCGAAAGUUGCCGAUUUUUGAGAUCGAGCUAGUUUUGAAGCAGGACUACGUCGUGGAAGUGACGGUCACGCAGCAGAACAAGGGCUACGAUAGGCAAGUUUCGGUUAGGCUGACAGUCCUGGUCGGAGAUACGAGCAACGAGGUGCUGUAUUUCAAGGAUAACGUUGAAAUCCCCGCCGGCACCCAGUACAUCCUGCAGGACUCGUUCAAACUGCAGGACGCGACCGUCGCCACCGCCACCGGCCACGUGGUUUGCCUCAACUGGGUAGGCCUUGACUGCUCGAAAGUGCUCGUCAUCAACGAAGACGCCGCAGCAGCAGCAACGGCAAAGACUUCAACGACGGAGAAGCCACGAACCCGAAAAAGCGCGACGACCAACAACGGCAAAGGAGAGAACAAGAAGAUUACGGAGUAUUAUCGGAAGCAGGUUCCGAAGGAGACUGAGAAGGUCAUUGAGAGUUCAAAGGUUGUAGAAACCUUGCAGGAACCGACUGAAAAUGCGACUUGCCAGAUUGAUGCUGCUCCGAAGAAGCGUUCCUUGGAUCUGUUCCAAUUCAGCCAGAAAUCCAAGCUGGGCCGAAGCACCAGCUUCAACUCAACUGCAAGCAGUGACACUACGCUACUGGAAAUAUCCAACAAGCUCAACCGGAACGAACCCCAGCGAGAGGUUCCGAGGACUUGCGCUGAGCAAACGAUGCCCAGCAAGGAGAACCUCACCGACAACGAUUCCGGCAUUUGGGACGUGGUUGAAAUUCUGCCCAAGGAAAAGUCCCCCGUUCAAGAGCAACGCAUCAACUACUUCUACAAAGCUCCCACUCUACAAGCUGCUAGACCAGUCAAAUCAGUUUCAACCGGCGGGAACAUCAUCGAAAUGUUGCGCAAAGAACCGCUGCUGCUGUUUGGCCGGGCGGAAGAUUUUGGAGCACAGCGGCACAAGGACGGCCCCAAGCGACGCGUUUGUCUUUUUGGAGUGUUUAGUGAGGUGACCCGAGAGGUUCGCCGGAGUGGUGCGGCACCGGCGAAAAGCGCCGGCGUGAUCAACGGAGGUGCUCAAAAGAAGAACGAUCGAGUUUGUCCGCAAACUGGUUGGGAUGGUGGACAAACGAGGAAGGAGUUGGAUCUUGGCAUCGACAAAUUCCUCAACUCACCACCGCCGGUGACUGCCCAUCGCAACGGACUCCUCCACCUUCAGGAAAGUGUCUCCAUCCAACACAUCGCCCCAGGCCAAACCACCAUCAUCGAGAUCGAUUAG
Molecule: messenger RNA, 3574 nt
Organism: Culex quinquefasciatus (southern house mosquito)
Lineage: Eukaryota; Metazoa; Arthropoda; Insecta; Diptera; Culicidae
Product: probable ATP-dependent DNA helicase HFM1
Exons: 8
Coding region: 8-3574 (1188 amino acids)
Molecular function (GO): ATP binding; nucleic acid binding
Source: RefSeq, a predicted model, not a curated record